This is a messenger RNA of Oncorhynchus kisutch (coho salmon), 4793 nucleotides long. Its product is annotated as retinoic acid receptor gamma-A. The record is from RefSeq and is a predicted model, not a curated record. Gene Ontology annotation, biological process: regulation of transcription by RNA polymerase II; cellular response to corticotropin-releasing hormone stimulus; retinoic acid receptor signaling pathway. The coding region runs from base 561 to 2138 and encodes 525 amino acids. The transcript is spliced from 9 exons. Gene Ontology annotation, molecular function: RNA polymerase II cis-regulatory region sequence-specific DNA binding; zinc ion binding; nuclear receptor activity. Lineage: Eukaryota; Metazoa; Chordata; Actinopteri; Salmoniformes; Salmonidae. Gene Ontology annotation, cellular component: transcription regulator complex; nucleus.
UCUUUGCUGUCAAAAGAGACUGAUGAACGUACACAAAUCCCUCCUCUACUCUUUUUCCUCCAUCUAUCUGUCUGUUUGGACCAGCACUCCAUCUAUCUGUCUGUUUGGACCAGCACUCCAUCUAUCUGUCUGUUUGGACCAGCACUUCCAUCUAUCUGUCUGUUUGGACCAGCACGCCCAUCUAUCUGUCUGUUUGGACCAGCACGCCCAUCUAUCUGUCUGUUUGGACCAGCACUCCCAUCUAUCUGUCUGUUUGGACCAGCACUCCAUCUCUCUGUCUGUCUGCCCGUCUGCCAGCACGACAUUAGAGUGGGUGCAUUCGCAUGAUCAUUCCUAAGAGCAGAAGACCAGAAAUCUCCUCGGCCAACCAGAACCUUAGGUCCUCAUCCAGCCCAGCGCCCUGAUAGGCUACCGGUGGAAGAAGUGGAAUUCCCAGUUGGCAUUCCCAAUUUUCCUGUCCUCUACCAGGUGGUGUGUGAUAUUCCCUAGCCCAACGGCCUGAAAGAGGGUCUGUCUUGGAUACCACAGGCCUUCUGGGUACUCCUCUCCUCUCCAUUACCAUGGCUACCAACAGGGAACGGCAGGUGGGUCAGGUGGGUCACAUGACAGGUUUCCCACCUGCUGUCUACCCAUUUGCCUUCAACUCCAUGCGGAACCACUCCUCCUUUGACCUGCUGGCCAAUAGCAGCCUGUUUGGGAGAUUCAGCACCGACCUCCCUAAAGAGAUGGCUGCACUGUCGGUGGAGACCCAGAGCACCAGCUCAGAGGAGAUGGUCCCCAGCUCUCCCUCUCCACCUCCCCCGCCACGCAUCUACAAGCCCUGCUUCGUGUGCCAGGACAAGUCCUCCGGCUAUCACUACGGGGUCAGCUCCUGUGAGGGCUGCAAGGGCUUCUUCCGGCGCAGCAUCCAGAAGAACAUGGUGUACACCUGUCACCGGGACAAGAACUGCCAGAUCAACAAGGUCACCCGGAACCGCUGCCAGUACUGCCGACUGCAGAAGUGCUUCGAGGUCGGCAUGUCCAAGGAAGGUGAGAGACCAGUGCGCAACGACAGGAACAAGAAGAAGAAGGACGUGAAGGAGGAGUUGGUGCCGCCGGAGAGCUAUGAGCUGAGUGGGGAACUGGAGGAGCUGGUCAACAAAGUCAGCAAGGCCCACCAAGACACCUUCCCCUCACUGCUGCAGCUGGGCAAAUACCACACCGUAAGAGUCUCACACAUUUGGAACUCCAGUGCAGAGCAGCGCGUGCAGCUGGACCUGGGGCUGUGGGAUAAGUUCAGUGAGCUCUCCACCAAGUGCAUCAUCAAGAUCGUGGAGUUUGCCAAGCGCCUCCCCGGCUUCACCACCCUCACCAUCGCUGACCAGAUCACCCUCCUCAAGUCAGCCUGCCUGGACAUCCUGAUGUUGAGGAUCUGCACGCGCUACACCCCAGAGCAGGACACCAUGACUUUCUCCGACGGGCUGACCCUGAACCGGACCCAGAUGCACAACGCAGGCUUCGGCCCGCUCACAGACCUGGUGUUUGCCUUCGCUGGCCAGCUGCUGCCUCUGGAGAUGGACGACACAGAGACUGGCCUCCUCAGCGCCAUCUCCCUCAUUUCUGGAGACCGUAUGGACCUGGAGGAGCCCCAGAAGGUGGACAAGCUGCAGGAGCCCCUCCUGGAGGCCCUGAAGAUCUACGCCCGUCGCAGACGCCCCAACAAACCACACAUGUUCCCCCGCAUGCUGAUGAAGAUCACUGACCUCAGAGGCAUCAGCACCAAGGGGGCCGAGAGGGCCCUCACUCUGAAGAUGGAGAUCCCAGGCCCCAUGCCUCCUCUGAUCAGGGAGAUGUUAGAGAACCCAGAGGCCUUCGAGGACCAGACAGAGAGCAGUGGAGAGAGCUCCCCACCGCCUGCCCCUCCACCCACUCCACCAGCCUCCACCAAGCCCCCCGCCACCAUGAAGACUGAGGCCGAGGACGAGGAGGACAGCUGGGGGACAGAGAACGGCAGUGAGCCCUCCCCAGAGGAGGAAGAUGAGGAUGAUUAUGAUGAUGGGGAAGAAGAGGACAGGGGCUCGGACAGUGAGGGGGAAUCCUGGGCUCUGGAGAGUGGCAGCGAAGGGGAUAGGAAGAGCCGUGCCAGGAGGGCGCAGUGAGGAGGGGAGGCUAUCACACACAAAUACAGUCUGUGCACUCAAAUACACACACUAACUGAUGUAAUCAUACACACGCACACACACACACACACACACACACACACACACACACACACACACACACACACACACACACACACACACACACACACACACACACACACACACACACACACACACACACACACACACAGACACACAGACACACAUACACCCACCUUACCCCUUCCAAUGCUGGCCCUCCCUCGCUUUCCUCUGUAUCCUCUCCAUCUUCCUACUGCACAUCAGUCUCUCCAAGCAGGACAUGACAGGACAGCAGAGACUUACACCUAACUGUACAGACACUAUAACUCAGGUUCUCUGACUCACAGGUUCCUGAUAAGUAACAUGCAGACACGCAGAGAGACCUGCAGAGAUACUAUUAUAAAAGAGGGAUCGGAGAGACGACAUGAUGCAACCGACUGGACUCGUGAGUCCUGAUAUAGAGAAGAGGGAAGAUGGCGUGAUGGCAACCGACUGGACUCGUGAGUCCUGAUAUAGAGAAGAGGGAAGAUGGCGUGAUGGCAACAAAAAACAAAAAGUGGACUCUUUGACAACAAAAAAAUCACAUUUUUUUACUCUCUUUUUGUUUGUAUCUACAUAGAGGAAUGGCCAAAACAGAAAGCAUGAACUGAACAAUAGACUAUUUCCAACGGAUGCAAAGCAAAACACGUUUCUUAAAAAGACAAACACAGGAUGAAACCAAACUGAAUAUGCUAAUCGAUUUUUCUGCUGUUAUUUGCUUUUGAAUACUGUUCAAUUUGUUUGUUUUUUUUCUUGAAUUUUCUUUCCCUCUCAAUGUAUUAAUUAGUCCAUACAUAUCUAUAUAUACCAUUUAUAUUUUGUUUGUUUGUAAUCCUGGUUUUGUAAAUGAUUUCUUUAGAUGAGGUGUUGUUUUUUGAGGAGAUUCCCAUUACCUACGGAUAUCCAGAGAGAGAGAGACGAAUCAGAAUCCGAACUGGCAGACCUCGAACUGAAUCUUCUUUCCAACUGCGCCACUGGUGUUUUUUGGGCAGUUUUGCGCGCCGUAGAUGUCAAUGAUAAUCAACUCCGUAAUGUUGUGUUACAGUGACUAAAGUUGUGGAUUUGUGUUGUUUAUCAGGGGACUAGCAUUCAUCUAUGUGCUUCCUUUCAACGCAACAAACGAUGCUGUCGAAUGGAUAGUGUCUCAGUGCCAAAGUUAGCAACUCAACACACACUGACAUGUAAAAGUAUACACACACACACACACACACAUACUAAACCUCAAACCUAUAACAAACGUGCCAUUUUGGCUUUGUUUGGUAGACAGAGAUUGACAGUUGGCCGUAGCACUUGGCUGUGGCACUUUGAUAUCUUGUUUUAUACAAUGCAUCUUUAUUGCCCAAUAUUGACAGUACAGUCAAUGGCAAUCUCAUCUUAUUCAGCAGUCAUGCAAUUAACGAACACAACGGAAAUGUAGAGAACUAUCAUCAUCAAAUGCCUGUGAAACCCGAAGCAGUAUUUAACAACGUGCACAAGCAAACACUCGCUGACACAUGAUCAACACACACGCAGACACACGCAAGUUCAAACCAGGAACUUUUAGUGGCAACGACAUGAAAACAGACUUCUCAGGGCUACUCUGUUACUAAGGACCAAACCCUAGCGGCCGCCAGGCUGUAGGGUGCGCCAGGAACAGGCAAUAUUUAUGUGUGUGUAUUUUUGACUCAAGUCAGUGGGAUCUGACCAGUAAACUCCUAGCUCGGUGUACAUAGAAGAUAGAUGACUGGUCUAACAAAUGGCGUGGAUGCCAGCCAGCCUGUUACCCUUUUCACACUAUCAUGCCAACCCAAACCAAACCAGUGCUGGCAUGGGUAUUCUAUUUUCACAUGGUCCUUUCCAGCACAGUUCCAGGAACUACGGUGGGUGCAGAGCCAGGCCAGCUCUGUCCAGCUCAGUUUGGCUCGGCUCACUGGUGUGAAAAGCAUCAUCUGUCUCAGACCUGGCAAUCCGAGAAACCAACUGCCUUCUCAUCCGAAGCCAUGACAUCAUCAUGUCUUUGUAAUGUUGUAGGUUUGUACCCCCGCUCUCUCGUCUUCUUCAGUGAAGUGGCAGGCCCCAUGUGUCCUCCCGUCAUUUUCUUCUUCUCUUGCCAACGUGUCUCAGUCAAUAUGUAACCAAUGGUUCAUGAUGCAGCUGGCUACGUGUACAUUCCAGAGUUUUGUACACAGUCUCGCUACGAAGAUACAGUAUAUGAACAGGAACGCAACAGACUCCUCCCAGCGGUAGAGAAAGAGGGCCUACUGUACAGUUCUCUCUGAAUGUGGCCCUCCUGGUUGGUUUUUGAGUGUGUGUACAGGCUUUAACAUGUCUCCUCUGUCAUCGGGUGGAUGUUCUCUGUACGGCGCUGUGGAGUCACACAGGAGCGCUUGAGAAGCAGAGCCGGCGAGGUUUGAUGACCUCGUUUCCUCUCGGCCUGCCCUGCCAGGCCUUCAUGAUGCAAACGUUGCGAUUAUGCUGUUUUGGUGCCGGUGUUCUCUGUAAAACAUGGCCAGGGUAUUGUCCAAUCUUCUGUUCAUACCAACUCUGUCAUACAACGAAAAAGCCAUAUGAACUGUAAGGCAAAUAAAUUACUUUUGUGAGAUGAAUAACAUA